UACAUUAAUUUAUCAUCAUCAUCAUCAUCAUCAUCAUCAUCAUCAUCAUCAUCAUCAUCAUCAUCAUCAUCAUCAUCAUCAUCAUCAUCAUCAUCAUCAUCAUCAUCAUCAUCAUCAUCAUCAUCAUCAUCAUCAUCAUCAUCAUCAUCAUCAUCAUCAUCAUCAUCAUCAUCAUCAUCAUCAUCAUCAUCAUCAUCAUCAUCAUCAUCAUCAUCAUCAUCAUCAUCAUCAUCAUCAUCAUCAUCAUCAUCAUCAUCAUCAUCAUCAUCAUCAUCAUCAUCAUCAUCAUCAUCAUCAUCAUCAUCAUCAUCAUCAUCAUCAUCAUCAUCAUCAUCAUCAUCAUCAUCAUCAUCAUCAUCAUCAUCAUCAUCAUCAUCAUCAUCAUCAUCAUCAUCAUCAUCAAUUAAUCAAUCAAUCAAUUAUUCAAUCAAUCAAUUAUUCAAUCAAUCAAUCAAUCAAUUGUAA
This is a messenger RNA of Schistosoma intercalatum, 465 nucleotides long. NCBI's taxonomy places the organism in Eukaryota, Metazoa, Platyhelminthes, Trematoda, Strigeidida, Schistosomatidae. The record is from the annotation of a GenBank genome assembly.